This is a messenger RNA of Symsagittifera roscoffensis, 1415 nucleotides long. RefSeq lists its product as uncharacterized. The transcript is spliced from 3 exons. The record is from RefSeq and is a predicted model, not a curated record. The annotation marks the transcript as partial. Lineage: Eukaryota; Metazoa; Xenacoelomorpha; Acoela; Convolutidae.
AUGGACGAUACCAAUACCAACAAUUCGUCGACGUCAACAAUAACUGCAAAAAUUGCCUCAAGUAAAUUCAGGCUGGCUAGAAUCGAAAUCAGCCGGUCUAUGGAGUUCUUACAGUCACAGAUAGAAAGAGGGACCCAUAUUAGUUCUUUGAAGACUUUGGCGCAGAAAACAGAAGACCGAUUAGAACAAAUGAAAGUAAUAGCAACCGAAGUGUUCGCAAAUGGAUCUUCGGAAGAGAACGACGACGCUAUGGAGAUAUGUGCAUGUCUUUCACGACAACUUAUAGAGCUAACCCACAACGUCAACACUCUAGGCGAAGACUUAACCAGCUGUUCUGGUUCUAAUACAAUAAACGUAAACAAAUCGACGCCUGUAUCCCGGCGAAACCCCUUCGUCAAGGACACUUAUGCCGAAAAUCACUUCACUCAGCCCUCUAGCAACCGCGUGAACAAUUCAUCUGAUGGAGAGCCAAUUAACUUACAGAACGACAUGCUACUUCACCAACACUCAACCACCGACGUACCGCAAAUAUCUUUGAACCACUCUGCAAACGAAUCAUUGUCUAGAGAGUUGACCUCUCUAAGUUCUCAGUCAAGAGAAGAAAGCUUGGAACAAAAAAGGUUUACAGGAUAUGAACAAACUAUUCAACCAACGAAUCAACUACUACUAACAUCAGUACACCAAGCAUUGCCAGACAACUUACAUUUGAAUCGAAGCCAUGAUUCGUUUCAGUUUUCAGCUCCAGCAGUCCAUGCAAAUCUCCACGAAAAAUUUUCAUUGGAAUCUUCAUUUGCUUAUUCCAAUCGUCAGCAACCAGGAAACGCUAUACAAACAUCAACUUCAAAGGAAAAUAAUUUCCAUCUAACUCAUCAGAAAAAUUUAGAGCAGUAUACAUCUCCCCCUACUGUCAUACAAGCGAAUCGGAACCCGUUUGCUCAAAGUCACUCGGUUGAACAGUUUCAAAGAACUUUGGAUUUGAACAACCAAGUAGUGGAUAGUCAUGGGUUUGAUAAAAAUCAAUUAAACAUUCUACAUGCACAUCAUUGUCAUGAACCGGUUUUCAACAACCCGAUAUCAACACACUGCGAACAGAAUAGAGACGCGCUUAAAGAAAAUCAUUCAGGAUACCUCAUUCAUCCUAACUACAACCAAAUUCCACCGCAUCUGCUUGUGCAAAACCAUCCCUACAACCAGAUAACGGAUACUCACGUUGGUAAUAGCUACCAAACAAACAAUCUUCCUACGCAACAUCAUCUUGAUCAGCUACCUAACUACGACGGAGACCCGAUGGCUUACCACGACUGGAUAAACAUGUUCCAGGCUACAGUUGAUAGGAAUCAUACAAUUAGUGACACUCACCGGAUGACUUAUCUACAGGAUUCGGUGUCAGGAAAAGCAAAAGCACUCAUCAAAGG